This is a messenger RNA of Bipolaris sorokiniana ND90Pr, 1168 nucleotides long. RefSeq lists its product as uncharacterized. Gene Ontology annotation, cellular component: mitochondrial membrane. Gene Ontology annotation, molecular function: 1-acylglycerophosphocholine O-acyltransferase activity. Gene Ontology annotation, biological process: inner mitochondrial membrane organization; cardiolipin acyl-chain remodeling. The transcript has 2 exons. The record is from RefSeq and is a predicted model, not a curated record. The coding region runs from base 41 to 904 and encodes 287 amino acids. NCBI's taxonomy places the organism in Eukaryota, Fungi, Ascomycota, Dothideomycetes, Pleosporales, Pleosporaceae.
GGACGAUCCGAUCCUAUGGGGCAUUCUUCCCCUCAGCUACAUGUUCAACCCGGAUAAUCUGCGUUGGGGACUUGGGAGUUAUGAUUUGUGCUUCACGAACAAAGGGUUGUCAACUUUUUUCACUUUCGGCCAAGUUCUCCCCACGCACCGCUCUGCGCAUUCGCAGUACGGCGGCCUGUUCCAGCCCACCAUAACGCAAGCGAUCCGCCUGUUGUCGUGCGGACCUUUUCUGCACGAACAAGACCCUCCGGAGAAGCCUGCGACAUCACUCAAGAGCCCAGACCUCAUUGAUCCCUUUAGCGGCGGGCACCUUACCUUCUCUACCAAUGGCCACGACACGUUUCCCGCGCCCUCGGCGUACAGAAACCGGCGACAUGCGUGGGUUCACAUUUUCCCCGAGGGCAUGAUCCACCAGAGCGAGCAGAGAAUCAUGCGCUACUUCAAGUGGGGUGUGUCGCGGCUGAUAUUGGAGAGCGAGCCAAUGCCAGACGUUGUGCCCAUUUUCGUGGAGGGCUUCGACAACAUCAUGCACGAGACACGCACGUUUCCGCGAUUCAUCCCGCGACCAUUUCAGAACGUGCGGGUGACGUUUGGAGAAAAGCUCGAUACCGAAGAGGUGUUUGGUGACUUGCGCAGGCGGUGGAAGCAGCUUCAGGCGAAGGAGCAAGCCAAGGGCGAGCGGCUGGCGGUCGGGGUACUCAACGAUCCGCUCAAGUACUCGAAAGAAGCCGUGGAGAUACGCAAAGAGUGCACAAGGCGCGUACGGCAGGCGGUGGUCGAUGUCCGGCGGCAACGCGGGUACCCUGAAGAUGAUCCGAAGAACAGCCUCGCGACGACGUGGUUGCGCGAGGGGUCUCACAGAGAAGGGCGCAAGGAGGACGACAGCAUCACCAAGGAUGGCUGAGGGGGGCGCGGGCAUGUACUGUGUAGUAGUGUGUAUUGUACGUAUCUUGUAUAGUGUCAGAUUAGAUCAAGUAAUUACAGCCUCAGCGACGCCUGCUUGUGCGCGCCGAUCAACCGCAGCCGUGGGGUAUGCCCUGGGCGGGUUUCGUCGUUGCGGGUAAAGGCAGGCACCGCGACGCCUACUGUGUGUGCGGAAUCGCGGCCAUGGUCUCUGGCGUGCUCGUUAUCGUCAUCCACUGGGGGAGGAAAGAGAAGAGGAGGGGAG